AUGGCUUCCCUUGCGACGGCGGCUCGUCUUUCUGCGAGGGUUGCUGGCCGGAGAAUACCCGCAGAGUCCACAGCUCGAGGCUUCCGGACUUCAGCACGAUGCCUCGCGGCCCAGAACUUCUCCAUGCCCGCCCUCUCCCCGACCAUGACGGAGGGCAGCAUCGCCAGUUGGAAGGUCAAGGAGGGUGAAUCCUUCUCCGCCGGCGACGUGCUCCUCGAGAUCGAGACGGACAAGGCUACCAUGGACGUCGAGGCCCAGGACGACGGCGUCAUGUUCAAGAUCACCACCGGCGACGGCGCCAAGGCCGUCCAGGUCGGCACCCGUAUCGCCGUCAUCGCCGAGCCCGGCGACGACCUCUCCUCUCUCGAGGUUCCCGCCGAAGACAACACCUCCUCCUCUUCGAAGCCCGCCCCGGCCGCCGAGAAGUCGGCACCCAAGAGCGACGGCCCCGCGGCGGCAUCGGCUCCCGCGCAGCAAAAGGGUGGCGCGGCCAAGACCUCCGGUUCCAAGGCCCGCGAGCAGCGAUACCCCCUCCUCCCCUCCGUCCAGGCCCUCGUCAACGGCCACGGCCUCGGCAAGGACGCCGUCAACCAGAUCGAGCCCACGGGCCCCAACGGCCGCCUCCUCAAGGGCGACGUCCUCGCCUACCUGGGCACCAUCAACGCCGAAACCCCCUCCAAGAUUAUGAACCGCGCCGUCAAGAUGUCCCACCUCGACCUAAGCAACAUCAAGGUCGCGCCCAAGAAGGAGGCCCCGGCACCCAAGAAGGCCGAGGCCGCCGCCGCCGCGCCCGCCGCCCCCGUCGACUCCGAGGUCGCCCUCCCCGUCUCCCUCGCAAAGGUCCUCGAGGCCCAGAAGCGCAUCCAGUCCACCCUCGGCGUCUUCAUGCCCGUCUCCACCUUUGUCGCCCGCGCCGCCGAGGUCGCCAACGACGACCUGCCCCCCUCGGCCCGCAAGGCCACCGCCGACGAGCUCUUCAACCAGGUCCUCGGCCUCGACAAGCUGGCGCCCCGCGGCUCCCGCGGAUACUACCUGCCCCAGAUCUCCGCCCUGCCCGAGUCUUCGCUCCUGGCGCCCCGCGCGUCCAAGAGAUCGUCCUCGGCUGAUAUCAUCGACUUCCUCGCCGCGCCCGCCAAGAAGGCCGUCUCCGCUAAGAAGCCGGUCGCUGCUCACCACACCCCUGGCAUGUCGUCCGGAAGCAACCUGUUCACCGUGACGGUGCCGCAGGGCGAUGAGAAACGCGCCAAGGUGUUUUUGGAGAGGGUCAAGGUGAUUUUGGAGGAGGAGCCUGGCAGACUUGUUCUACACUGGGGGUUUGGAGGAGGACAUGAGAACGAAAUAUUCAUCAUCACCAAACUGAGGAGACUGAUAGAAAUCUUUGUCUUACACCCGACGCGGUGGGAAGAGAAUGUACUUGUAGCGUGUUGUGGAAUUUUUCAGAUGAUCUUUCUAACCUUGCUGGUCGUCAAGAGCAGUGUCCGUACCAUAUUGGCCGAGCUGUCUCGUCCUGCAGCUGUCGAAAUGAGUUGCGACCUUGUUGGCACAGGCUCUCGUAUAUAUCUUGCCCAAGGGUGUUUUACGUGGGUUUUCACUCAAUGGACCUGGGAACGACAUCGCGGCGCUAUCAGUCUCCAACGUCUCCCCCUUUUCUACAUCAUCAAGUACGCGUCAGACAGUCGCGGUCCCGGUGCCUCUUCAACACGGAGUAGAGAACAUUUUAUCGAGAGCUGCGCUGACGAAGACUGGAUUUGUGUGGACUACGUUGGGAUUCUAUCUCCACUGGUGACUCUGCCCGCUUGA
Molecule: messenger RNA, 1800 nt
Organism: Colletotrichum lupini
Lineage: Eukaryota; Fungi; Ascomycota; Sordariomycetes; Glomerellales; Glomerellaceae
Product: biotin-requiring enzyme
Exons: 4
Coding region: 1-1800 (599 amino acids)
Biological process (GO): pyruvate decarboxylation to acetyl-CoA
Cellular component (GO): pyruvate dehydrogenase complex
Molecular function (GO): dihydrolipoyllysine-residue acetyltransferase activity
Source: RefSeq, a predicted model, not a curated record